AUUUAUAACAAAGAAUUUAAAAUAUGGGAGGAAAGUUCAACAAAAUUAAACAAUACAUCUAAGAAAUAUGAUAUCUAUAAAAGAGAGGGUAUGAUCAUCCUUCCAGUUACCCAGGUUCACAACUUUGGAGACUUCCUGGAUUUCUCAGUCUGCCUUUCUCUGCAUAUCCAUUCAGCUACUAAGGCAGAUCAUACCAUACCAUGUAAGGAUUGAAUCCAAAAUGGGAGGUCAGCUAAAACUUCAGAAAUUAGGAUGGUUUCCUGAAUGCUUUCACUGCCAUAAAGACUGAAGGCCUCCAUGUGAGCCCCCAAAUACAAGAUGUUCCUGACCUCGUAACCAGGUAGCCUAAGAUCUGAAGAUGGCACCCCAAGAGACUCAUUUCUCUGCUUAACAGCCUUCAAAAACAGAGCCCAUCCCAGCCAGCCAUGGGAGAAAAUGGGAGCAUCUGGUGGAACUUGCUAGGCGAGCAUCCACUCUGCACGGCCUGGAAGCAAGAAGCAGAAGGGUCCAUUUAUCAUCUCGCUAGUAUCUUAUUCAUAGUUGGCUUCAUGGGAGGGAGUGGAUUCUUCGGGCUCCUCUACGUAUUCAGCUUGCUUGGAUUAGGCUUCCUCUGUUCUUCAGUCUGGGCCUGGGUGGAUGUCUGCGCAGCUGAUAUAUUCUCCUGGAACUUUGUCCUGUUCGUCAUCUGCUUCAUGCAGUUCGUCCACGUGGCGUACCAAGUCCGCAGUGUCACCUUUGACAAAGAAUUCCAGGAGCUCUACAGCUCUCUGUUCCAGCCCCUGGGAAUCACAUUGCCCGUUUUCAGGAAGAUUGCUUUGUGUUGCCAAGUGGUCUCAUUGGAAAAGGAGCAUUGUUAUGCCAUGCAGGGCAAAACGCCAAUCGAUAAACUCUCUUUACUUGUGUCAGGAAGGAUCAGAGUGACGGUGGAUGGAGAAUUUCUGCAUUACAUUUUCCCUCUUCAAUUCCUGGAUUCUCCUGAAUGGGAUUCACUCAGACCCACAGAGGAAGGCAUUUUUCAGGUAACCCUCACCGCAGAGACAGACUGUCGGUAUGUGGCUUGGAGGCGAAAGAAACUGUAUUUGCUCUUUGCUCAGCAUCGUUUCAUCUCCCGCCUGUUUUCUGUUUUAAUUGGCAGUGAUAUUGCUGACAAGCUCUAUGCUUUGAAUGACAGGGUGAAUAUGGGGAAAGGCCAUCGCUAUGACAUUCGGUUACCUAACUUCUAUCAAGCUGCCACCCCUGAAAUAACCAGAUCACCCCUGACAGAACACUUUCUGAAAAAUACCAGAAGAUAAUGAGCUAACCAUUGCCAACUGGUGACUUUUUAAAGGAUAAAAAUUCUCUCUUUAUCAUUCCCAGAAUUAAAUAGGAAAAUGAAAUGGCAAAAGUUGAGUUCACCAAUAUUUUUAUAAAUCACACUGGGAAGUCACAGGGUCAAUGCCUCUGUUAAAGAACAUCUAUUUUCAUGCAUUGUAUCAAUAUUUUUUUUGCAGCUAGCCCACUUUUUUGUGCAUCUCAACUAUCUUGGCAUAGUUAAGUAGUUGGUAUUGAUUUCUCUUGUGUGUCUUAUUGUUAUACUUUUGGUAGCGGAAGAUCAAUAAUCAUGGUGUGUAUUUGGUGCCCUUGCAUCAGAACUGGAAAAUCAAAAUUUUAUAUGCUCAGAUCAUUUAUCCAAUUUAUUCAUGCCUAUGCCCAGUGACUUUUUGAGAGUAGCAGUACUGGUCAGCCUUUCUCUCCCUCUCCCUCUCCCUCUCCAUCCUCUCUGCAAAGCAAAUGCUACAUCAACUGUGGCUUUCACAGUUGCUACUUGAAAAUUUUGCUUUAAUCCUUCCUUGAUAGAAACAAAUUCAUGCUUUGUAGUAAGUAGAGGUUGCAUAUUUUCAAUGUAAUGCUAGUUGAUAUUACUUUUCAAAUAAAAUAAGUUCUAGAAAACGUAAAA
This is a messenger RNA of Gracilinanus agilis (Agile Gracile Mouse Opossum), 1936 nucleotides long. RefSeq names its product popeye domain containing 3 (gene POPDC3). Gene Ontology annotation, cellular component: sarcolemma. Gene Ontology annotation, molecular function: cAMP binding. The coding region runs from base 426 to 1292 and encodes 288 amino acids. Lineage: Eukaryota; Metazoa; Chordata; Mammalia; Didelphimorphia; Didelphidae. The record is from RefSeq and is a predicted model, not a curated record. The transcript has 5 exons.